Oncorhynchus nerka (sockeye salmon) is the source of this 1117-nucleotide messenger RNA. RefSeq names its product UDP-glucuronosyltransferase 2A2-like. NCBI's taxonomy places the organism in Eukaryota, Metazoa, Chordata, Actinopteri, Salmoniformes, Salmonidae. The record is from RefSeq and is a predicted model, not a curated record. Bases 1 to 948 code for a protein of 315 amino acids. The transcript is spliced from 2 exons. Gene Ontology annotation, molecular function: UDP-glycosyltransferase activity.
AUGUCAACAACUACAGACCAGCAGUAUCUGUACAGACAGGCAAUUAGACCUCAUUAUUCUGCUUUAGUUAGUCGUUACUUUGGUCCUGAGGUCGACUUCUUCUCAUUGUUUCAAGCUGCUGAUUUAUGGCUCAUGAGAGUUGACUUUGUGUUUGAGUUCCCUCGUCCCACCAUGCCUAACAUUAUCUAUAUUGAAGGGUUCCAAUGUAAACCUGCCAAGCCUCUUCUCCCAAAAUUGGUGGAGUUUGUUCAGGGUUCUGGGGUGCAUGGACUCAUUAUCAUGUCUUUGCGAACUUUUAUUGGGCAGCUUCCACUUGAUAUAGCUGAUGAGAUAGCUGUUGCUUUUGCCCAACUGCCUCAGAAGGUAAUCUGGAGGUAUAAAGGAGACAGGCCAGCUACUCUGGGUAACAACACCUUAUUAGUUGACUGGAUGCCUCAGAAUUAUCUUGUAGGACACCCUAUGACAAGGCUGUUUGUAGCUCACGGAGGAACAAAUGGGAUUUUCGAGGCUAUCUACCACAGUGUUCCAAUAGUAGGCCUUCCUCUGGUGUUCGACCAAACUGACAAUCUUUCUAGAAUGAAAGUGAAGGGUGUAGCAAAGGUUGUGUAUUUAGCAACACUAGAUAGAAACAUAUUCUCCCAGGCCUUACAGGAAGUUCUGGAUGAGCCAUCCUACAGGACGAACAUGCAGAGACUCUCCAGGCUACACAGGGACGUGCCAAUGGAGCCCCUGGACACUGCCCUCUUCUGGAUUGAGUUUGUCAUGAGACACAAAGGUGCUGCUCACCUGCGUACAGAGUCCUACAGAAUGCACUGGUACUCGUACCACUCUGUAGAUGUAAUGGUCUUUUUACUGACUGUUGUGUUAUUUACUCUGCUGGCUUUCAUUGGCAUUUUCAGAUGUUUCUGUUGCAGGUCAUGUUUGAAAAUGAAAAUGAAAGAGGAAUGAUUAUGGCUUUCAUCUGUACACAGUGUGGUACAACAAUAUGUUUUUACUUGUCUCACUCAUUAUACUUUUUGUUUACAUGACAAAUAUAUGUGGCAUUGAUGUAGACAUACAGUAUUGUUGACAGAUGUUUUAUCUAUUUGCUUUUGAAGAUUUUGCUAAACUUACAACU